AUGUUGAUGCCAGGCUGGCUGUCCCUCUUCCUUCUCACUCUUCCCCAGGCAUUCUGCGCCCUCGCUGCAACAUUGAACGCCUCACAACACUUCCACCAAUUUCGUGGAGCCACACGGAUCAGCAAACCACCGACGACGAUGACGAGUGGUGGGAGGCAAUUCUUCUUUGCCGACGUCAACACAAAGAUAAACGCAAAAGUGGGCACCAGAGCGGAGCUUCCCUGCCUCGUUUAUGGCAUCGAUUUGACAAAUGUUGUGGUUAGUGCAAUGCUCUUACUGUCCUCGCUAUUGUGUCAGCUAACUCAGUAA
This is a messenger RNA of Hydatigera taeniaeformis, 309 nucleotides long. Lineage: Eukaryota; Metazoa; Platyhelminthes; Cestoda; Cyclophyllidea; Taeniidae. The record is from the annotation of a GenBank genome assembly.